AUGUCAUCUUCACACGCUGACUCCUCGACGAACGCGUCGAGCACAUUGUCAUCCUCUCACGAACCUCAGGAAGCCACCAGAGCCUGCGGUCGCACCCAGGCAAGGGAGACUGAUGUUGAGAACGUCGCUGCAAGUGUUGCCAGGGAUGGACGAGACACGUUGUCAACUGGAGUUGCGACUGUGGAACAUGCUAGGGCCCGAUGCCCAUGCACCCAGACACGAACCCAGAAAACCGUCCUCGGCCAAAUUGUGCUUCUGUUCCUUUGUGUCCAGAUCGUAGCUGCCGGAGGCCUCGCCCUUCUCGCUCAAUUCGGAUCCCGUUACGUCUCAGCCUGGUUAUUCAAACAUUCGACGACGGGCUUCUACAUCUUCUUCUUCACUCAGGCUGUCGGCAUGCAGAUUUACUACCAUGUCAUGCCGCUUUCAACUGCCGAAGGGUCCUGGACACGCUUUCCGGAGAAAUGUGUGGUUUUCAGCGUCAAAACACUCAUUGUUGUCGUCGUAAUUGUGCAGAUGGUACACGUUUACUGUUCAAUCGCCGAGCACAGGAAACUCCACAUGGGUGUUUAA
Fonsecaea monophora is the source of this 570-nucleotide messenger RNA. RefSeq lists its product as hypothetical. The transcript has a single exon. NCBI's taxonomy places the organism in Eukaryota, Fungi, Ascomycota, Eurotiomycetes, Chaetothyriales, Herpotrichiellaceae. The record is from RefSeq and is a predicted model, not a curated record. The coding region runs from base 1 to 570 and encodes 189 amino acids.